GAUGAACAUACGGGCAAUUUUAAAAUGGCUGCGCCCAUGAAAGUAAACAUGAACUCAAAGUCAAAGCUGACACUUUAAAUAUAUGCAUUGUUAAGUAAGAAUAUGGGGGCUGAAGUAAGCAAAGAUGCCAAAAAUUCCAAAGAGCCACAAGGCCUAGGAUCUCUACGAACGACCUCGUUCUUCAGAGUCGUUAAUUUUGAACUGUUUGCCAAGCAGAAUAAAUUUACCAUGUCAAUGGGAUCAGUGAUGUUAAUUGGAUGUAUAUCAUAUAUUGUUUACAUGAAUGUGACAGACAGUAAUAGGAAGAAAAGUUAUACUGCUAUAAACCCUGAUGGCACUUUAGAAAGCCGUGUACGGACUUCAAAAUGGGAUUGACUGUUAAACAGAAAUCGUCAUUUACAUUUUAUAGGGGCUUUAAAGAGUUUAUUGUUUGUUAAUAAAAUUUUACCUUUUUAAAA
Molecule: messenger RNA, 458 nt
Organism: Mytilus trossulus (common blue mussel)
Lineage: Eukaryota; Metazoa; Mollusca; Bivalvia; Mytilida; Mytilidae
Product: small integral membrane protein 8-like
Exons: 2
Coding region: 103-375 (90 amino acids)
Source: RefSeq, a predicted model, not a curated record